Molecule: messenger RNA, 3105 nt
Organism: Paramecium sonneborni
Lineage: Eukaryota; Ciliophora; Oligohymenophorea; Peniculida; Parameciidae
Source: the annotation of a GenBank genome assembly
AUGACUAAUUUGAAAGUAUUUUAGCUUAUUGCAUAUCAGAACUCUAUAAUUGUAUUACAAUAUACCUAUCAUUAGAUUAAAUCAGAUUUGCCAUAUUUAAACACUUAGUUAAUUUUUCACAGAACUUCUUCAAUUAUAGAAGAAUGUCCUAAAUAUUAAGAGAAUGAAGGCAAAAUUAAAGGAGAUAGAAGAUGUUCCUACAUUUUAGGAAUCUUCAAGACUUUUAAUAAAUCAUUUAUAGUGCUUGUAGAAGAAUGCACAAAAGUUGCAACAAUACAAAAUCAAAUCAUAUAUCAUAUUGAUAAGAUAUCAUACAUAGCCGUUUAAGUAAAAUGCAUUUUUAAUUAGAGGAUAAUAAUGCUAAUAACAAUAAAGAUAUCUUGGAAAGUUUAAGUAAUCAAAAAAAACUAUUGUAAUCAGGAUUCUAUUUUUCUCUCAAUGGUGAUAUAACUCUUGCAAGACAUUUUUAAAAAUAUGAAAAUAGUUUUGUUUGGAAUAAUAAACUUCUUGGUCCUUUGAGAGAAAAUAAGAUUUCUUCUAAUUGGCAAUUACCUAUGAUUUAAGGGUAUGUAGAAUAAAUAGAUUCUUACAUUGAUAAGUAACUUAUAAGUGUAGUCUUGAUUUCCAGAAGAAGUCGAUUUAUGGGAGGAACACGUUAUUAUUCAAGAGGAGUGAAUGAUGAUGGUCAUGUAGCUAAUUUUGUAGAAACAGAAUAAAUAAUUAUUUCAAGUUAAAUAUUAAUUAGUUUUGUUGUUAUAAGAGGAUCAGUACCACUAUUUUGGAAUUAAGAUGGUGUUUCUAGUAUUAAAUUGACUAGGUCAAAAGAAUUAACUUAAGCAGCAUUUAUCAAACAUUUUAAUCUCCUAAGACGAUAUGGAAAGAUAUUUUGCAUUAAUUUAAUGUAAAAUGGUAGAUAAAUUGAACAAACAUUAACUGAUAAUUUCUAUUAUCAAUUCUAAUAGGCUUAACUAGAUCAUGUUAAUUAUUAAUAUCUUGAUUUUCAUUCAUUAGUCAAAAAUGGUAAGUCUGCUGGAAUCAAUUCUUAUAUUUACUCUCAUGAAUAGACUUUAGAUUAAUUUGAAUGCUAUAUAGAAAAAGAUAAACAAAUAAUAACUAAAUAAAAUGGAGUUUUUAGAAUUAAUUGUUUAGAUUGUUUAGAUAGAACUAAUUUAUUUAUGAGUAAACUAUGUCUUUAUAGUUUGGAUAGAUCACUAAAAAUUAUGAAUCUAUAAUUAUCAAGUAAUUCUGAUAUUCUCACUUAUUUUGAUGAAAAUAAUAAGAAAUUAUUACAUGAUUUGAUUAUUAAAUAUAAGAAUAUGUGGGCUAAUAAUGGAGAUAUGUUGAGUUUUAUCUAUUCAGGAUCAGGAAGUACAAUAUCUGAAAUGGCUAGAGAAGGUAAAAGAGGUUUUAUGGGAAUGCUUAAAGAUGGAUAUAAUAAUAUUGAAAGAUUUUAUAGUCGAUAAUUUGAAGAUGAUACCAAAUAAAAUACAAUUAAUUAGUUGUUAUUUGGCUCAACAUCUUAAACUCAUUUUGAUUUAUGGAUUACAUAAUAAGAAAAGUACUUUUGUACUAUUAAUGAAAUUUCAAUAUUAUUAACAACAUGGAAUGUUGGUGGUAAUAAUCCAAUCACUACUGAUUUUUCAUCUAAUAUAUUAGAUUUUUAAGAUCAAUCUAAUCCAGAUAUUAUAGUAUUUGGAUUAUAAGAAAUUGUAAAUUUGAAUCCAUAAAAUAUUGUCAUUAUGAGCAAUGAAAAAACACUAUAAUUAUGGGAUUAAUUAUUUUAAGCUAACUUAUCAAAAAUUGAACCCUAUAUAAAAAUUGGAGAAGCUGAUUUGGUUGGUUUAUAUUUAGCUAUUUUUGUUAAGAAAUCUUAAAUUUCUAGAAUAACCUAAAUUGAUACAGAUGUAGUCAAAACAGGUUUAGGUGGAACUUUAGGAAAUAAAGGAGGAGUUUGUGUUAAAUUUAAUUUCGAUAAUUCUAAUGUAAAUAUUCUAUUUAUUAUUAAUUUAGUUGGGGUUUACUUGUUGCCAUCUAACAUCUGGUAAUAAAUAAUGUCAAUAAAGAUUAUCAGACAUUGAUGAUAUUCAUUAAAGAGCAUUUUAAAAUUCUAAAUCAAAAAUUAAUUUAAGCAACCUUGAUUAUUCAUUUUUUUUUGGUGAUAUGAAUUUUAGAAUCGAUUUAUCAUACUAAGAAGUUAUUGAAUAAAUUAAGCAUUAUUAAUAAAUGAUUUCUUCAGAUCCAAAUAGUCCUAAUGCGAAAUCUAAGCUAGCAUAUUUACUUAAUUAGGAUUAAUUAGGAAAAAGUAGACAUAAAAAUUAAUACCUUCAAAAUUAUUAAGAAGGUAGUAUUACUUUUUUACCAACUUAUAAAUAUGAUAAAAAUUGUCAAAUUUACGAUACUUCUAAAAAAUUAAGAACUCCUUCAUGGUGUGAUAGAAUUUUAGUUAGUUGUAAGGAAGAAUUGAUUUGUUAAUAGCGUUUUUAUAAAAGAAAUGAAUGUUUAGAUAGUGAUCAUAGACCUGUGUCUAGUUAUUAUGUAAUUGAAAUCAAAAAAAUUGAUAAAGAUAAACUUGAUUCUGUUAAAGCAGAAUAUUGUUUGUCAAAAAUGUAGAAUUUAAAAUAUAAUUAACCACAUUUGGAUGUUCCAAAAAAACAUACUCCAAAUAUAAAAUUUUAACAAUAAUAAUAACCUUAAUAGACUGAUGAUCAUUAGGAUUUCUUUUUAUAAUAAUAAGAAAAUUAAAUUUAAAAACCAGAAUUUCCUGUUAGUUCCUAUAAUUAAUAUUUAUAAUAAUAAUAAUAAUAAUAAUAAUAAUAAUAAUAAUAAUAAUAAUAAUAAUAAUAAUAAUAAUAAUAAUAAUAAUAAUAAUAAUAAUAACCUAUUACUUAGAUAUAAUAAUAGUAAAUAUAAUAAAUUUAAUAACCAUUAAUUUCAACUUUAGAUUUAAUAAAUAUGGAUGAUGAAUAAUAAUAAUAAUAUUAUUAAUAACCUUAAGUUUUAGAAUAGUAUGCUGCUUAAUAAAUGUAAUUAUAAUAACGAGAUUAAAAUUCUCUUGUAUAAGAAUAAAAAACAAAUCAAUAAGAAUAACAAUCUGAUUUAUUAUGA